UACUGUAUUCAUCAUUCCGACAUCACAAAUGACUGUGAAGGCAGCACGGGGUCACAUGACCAGUGCACAGCUGAGGGAUGCCGAGGCUUACCCGUUGCUAGCCAGCUAGCCCCGUUUUCUGGGUCUAGCUAUUCUGGCAGAAUCCGGUGGAUUUUAUUCUACAUUUUCUAAUCAAAUUCAAUCAAGUGGCCCGAACUGCCUGUCAUGGGGAGGGUACACUGCAUAUGGUCGUCGUCUGUAUGCUCUCGUCAUGGCAGCUUUUGCUCAGGCUUCAUAGUCAUAAAUCGUAGCUAGGGUUGUCCAGUUAGCUCAAGGCCAAGCGAAGAAAAGGCAGGCCGUCGGGUGGAUCAGAGAAGUUUGGGGGAUUGAAUCUUUCAAAUCAAAUCCAGUUCAGGAUCAGUUCUUCAGUUGAAGCCAGCGCCGGCCUCUGCCAGUAUUGUCGUCACUUUCGACCCCAGAUGAGCCAUGUCUUCGUCAGGGUGCUGCCAGCUCCCCGGAUCCCUCUGCGAUUAUUCUGAGAACACUGAGCCCGAUGCCUCUAAGCAUUCAGAGGAGUCCGAUUCUACUACACAGGCCCAGUACGUUGCCAAGGUUACAGCUAAAGAUGGCCGCCCACUCUCCACUGUUGUCAAAGCUGUGAGCUUGCAGAGUCGCGUGUCGGCGCUCAGCGAUGUGGGGAUGUGUCGGAUCUGUCAUGAGGGCGCCGGAGGGGAGACACUGCUCUCACCCUGCGACUGCACUGGUACUCUGGGAAAAGUGCACAAGAGCUGCCUGGAAAAGUGGCUGUCGUCCUCCAACACCAGCUACUGUGAACUUUGUCACACAGAGUUCACCAUUGAGCGGAGACCACAACCACUGACACAGUGGCUGAAGGACCCCGGCCCUCGGAGUGAGAAGCGCACACUGCUGUGUGACAUGGCCUGUUUCCUUCUCAUCACGCCCCUGGCGGCUAUUUCCGGGUGGUUGUGUCUCAGGGGGGCCCAGGACCAUCUGCAGCUGAAAAGCAGAUUGGAGGCUGUUGGACUUAUUGCCCUAACCAUCGCCCUCUUCACCAUCUACAUCCUCUGGACACUGGUGUCGUUUCGGUAUCACUGUCAGUUGUACUCGGAGUGGAGGAGGACCAAUCAGAAAGUUCGCCUGCUCAUGCCCGACAUGAAGGGGGCGCACACCACCCAGCGUUCGGUGCCGACCAAGUCGACCAAGAAAAUGACUGACGAGACCAUCGUAUGAGUGCCGGGGCGGCGGCGAGGGAAAUAAUGCAAAUCAAGCUCACACAAGCACUCUAAAAACAAGAUUAAUCAUAGUAAUACUGAACUUUUGCACUUCAUAUGGACGAUCCUGAAGGGAAAGGGAUGCUUUCUCCUCAUGAUUCUUUGUUAAAGCACUUGAUUAAAAAAAACAAAACAAACAAAAACAAAACUACGUUAUUGGCUGCCCACAAAAAGUGGAUUUGGGAGGAACUCAUUUCAGAGUGGUGUUAGAUUAUUAAAAACUGUGUAUUCACCAGAGCUGGGGACGUGAACGAACUGACACUCGGAGAUUGAACUAACCAGCCUGACUUUUUAUGUCAGUGGCAGAAACUUAUAAAAUACUAAGACACAAGCUAAUGUAGCAGGAUAUAACUGAUUCAGCAUGCUACUACAGUAUAAUAAGAGACAUAUUCACUACCUAUAAUUCCCCUAUUAUGCCCCCUGCACAAUGUAUUUAGCUGGUUUUAAACCGUGGACGAACAGUAGUUCUGCAAAUGGAUAGGAACCUAAGAAGAUUGACAAAGUCUAGCUGUGAAUACUCCUUUUUUUUGUUUGUUUGUUUGUUUGUUUGACAAGUAGAGGGCGACUGUCGCCUCUAUCACUGUCCCUGUCUAUAAUCUGAAGCUUUUAAGUUUCCAGGUACAGCUUUUACAUUGCUUUCUCUAGAGGGAACGUUAAAUCAUGUUCCUCCUUGGUCAGUAAAGGGAGACGCGUUGCAUCAGUCACACAUGUCAAAGGGGGGGGGGGGGGGGGGGGGGGGGGUUUUUCUGGGAAUCGUAGUUCAUAAAAUGACACUAACUCGCUCUGAAAAAGUAUUGAAGGCAUGAAAAGUGUUUACAUUCUAAUUGGAUGAUGUCUCUUCUGUUGUCAUAAAAGUGCAUUAGGAAAUAGCCUCACUCCAUGUGUAAAUGCAUCACUCAUGAGCUGAGCUGGAUAGAAAUGGUCUGUGGUAAAAUGUCUUAAAAACCACAAGAAAUUAAAUUAAAAAAAUAAAAAUACAACAGCGACCGUGUUCAGAUUGGUGAGAUGGAAGGCACUGGGGAAACGAUAGACAUGCAAUUUGAGAGCAGUCUGGGCCUCAGCAAAAUGCAAAAGAGAAAUGUGCUUUGAGAUGUCAAUCGAUGUAUACUAAAAGUAUUUUUGUGUUACUGUAGUCUUCCUGCUUCAUCCCCCUGGAAAGUUGGGUUAUUGUGCAAUAAAACAUGAGGGACUCCUGGACAUCGUGUGAACUGGGAUUUGCUUACUUGUUUGCGUGAAUUAAUUUUUUUUUUAUUGCAGCAGAACUAAAAAAAAAAAAAAAAAAAGCAAUUUUGAAAAUGUGAAGUCUAAGCACAUUUAUUCAGUGGGGGGAAUCUCGUAUUAGGGAAUAACAGUGACAUAAUUUUUAGCAACCUAAAAUUUUCUUUCUUUUAAUUUUUUUGUAGAACUGAAGCAGGGUGUCUGCAUUCUUAAAAAAAUCUUAAAUUUAUGCAUCUGAAAUCAAGGCCUUACGAUGUCUUGAAUUCAUAAAAGAAAAAUAAAUGUGUUAAUCACAGGUCUCAAAUUUUGCUGUGGCAAGUUUACGUAAUCUUGUUUAUUCUGUGUAUUAUUUUUUUUUUGUAUGGAACUUGUCUGUUAUAGUUCCAGUCACUGUGUUCUGUGACUUAAGGUGUUUGAAGCUACCACUAACCAGCUGCUAAUAUACCUUUGCUAGCCCUUUUACUUCCUACCAUCCCAAGCAUAAACAUUCAGUUGGCCAAACUUUCAAUGGGACUUUAACUGGGACGAUAUUGAAGCACAAAUUAAAUUAAGAUUGAGCUUUUCAGAUGAGCCUGGUGUAAAAUGGAACGAACAUGAGAAAACUGUGUGGUGGAGGAUCUGUGGUGUUUGUUAAAUUGCUUGCCAUUAUAAACUCUUUAAAAUACUUUUGAGAUUAAAAAAAAAAAAAAAAGAUUUUAUUGAGCAGUGAAGAGACAAAGGCCAGAGACGGGGAGUCGAACUCAGGACAACCGCGUCAAAGAGUCUGUACAUGGUGUGCACGCUUUACCAACUUAGCCACCCAGUACCAUGCUUAAUUUAAAAAAAAAAAAUCCCCCAGACUUAACCAGUAAUCUGAAAAUGUAUCAUCAUUUCAAUGUAUCAUAACACAAAACACAAAUCUCUAAAGAAAUGCUUCACCAGACGCAACGUAUGUAAUGUGUUCCCCAUUGAAUAUAUAUGCACAUAAUUUAAAGUUCGGGCUCGUUAAAGUGUGCAAUUAUACAACUGCAGUGGAAGAUUGCUUGGAGGCGUUUUACACUUCACCAGGGGAGCCAGCAACUUGGUCUGUGUUGAUGCCUUGUAAUCAGGCAGUGUGGGAGUUUGAGAAGGGAAUUUUUCAUUUCUCUUCCUUGUAUGAUAUUUCUGUGUAAUGUUACUAUACACACAGCUGCUGUUCAGAACACGAAGCAAAUAUCUCAGUAAAGGUUAAAAACAAAAGUCUAUGGAUGAUCUGAUGCUCUGUUCAAUUCAAAUACUCUCUGCUACUCAAGCAUAACUGGUGUGUGGGUGAAAGUGAGCUUUUCAUUUACUGGGCAACAGUAAACUUUAGGCGGUAUCCUGGAUAUUUUUAUUCCUUUUUAACAAGUUAUUUUGUAUUGGUCUUGCAUAGAAGCAACGAGUUGUUCGGCUGUUUCUUCAUUAUGCUUCUCAGACUGUUUAAAAAAAAAAAACUGCAUGAAGCUUGAGGGAAAAGUAAACACAAAAACACUUUCCAAAUUCAAUUAGAGUCGUGAGGUUGAAUACUUAAAUGAGGACGUUCCUCCCACAUUUUUAAUCAUCGGCUGUCUAAUCUAUAGUCUGUACUGCUUUUUUUUGUUUUGUUUUUAAAAAGGACACUGCAAAGUAAUAUUGUAAAAUUUAUUUCCAUGGCAUUAAUAUAAUGUAUGUGAGCAGACAAGCUAUCAAAACAAACCGAACAAAAUAUAUUUUACACAAAAACAAAGUAAGCGUCAGCAGCGUCACAACCACUUUUGGAGAUGAUGACUGAGGGAGGAAAAGGCCCAAAGACAGGACUGCUGAUCCCGGUGAAACUGGCAGCAUUUCAAACCCAGGCCUUCAGUUUGUGCCAGCAACAGUCUACCAGAGAGAUGUCUAGGCAUACAGGGUCUCGGACAAGGCUAUACUGCUACGCUAACAUGUUAACUAGCUGGUAGCUGCUCGGGGAGGCGGGGGGGAGAGUGUACCUUCAGUCCUGUUUUUGUGCCACGAUGUUUUGACCAUACCUGGGUCAGAUUAUUACUUGAAAUCAAACUCUUCCUUCUAUCUGGGACUGAUCGGUUGUGGCUUAAUGGAACUGACUUCACUGAUUCAAAA
Molecule: messenger RNA, 4583 nt
Organism: Poecilia latipinna (sailfin molly)
Lineage: Eukaryota; Metazoa; Chordata; Actinopteri; Cyprinodontiformes; Poeciliidae
Product: E3 ubiquitin-protein ligase MARCH2-like
Exons: 5
Coding region: 466-1230 (254 amino acids)
Biological process (GO): protein ubiquitination
Molecular function (GO): zinc ion binding; ubiquitin-protein transferase activity
Source: RefSeq, a predicted model, not a curated record